GAAACGAACGCUAUUGCUGCACUUCUCCCACCGCCGAAAUAAUUAUAGUGGCCCAAAAGAAAUAUAUAGUACAAGUGCAGUUGCGAGCUCUUUGUUUUUGUUAUUAUUCCGUCAAAGUGGCCGUCUGCUCCGUGUGCGGGUGUUCGGGUGUGCGCGCUCUUCUGUGAUAAGCAGUGUACUUAAUAAAUCAGUAACUUGUUGACAAUUAGUAAUGAUUGUGAGUGGAUCAGGUGCCCGCUGAGAGACCAUUCAUUUAACAAUCCAUCUGUAUAUAUUUAGCAAUGUGCUGCUGCAACGAAUUCUGUACAAAAGUCGGAUAGCUCCUUCUCAACCAUUGGCCAUUGCCACUCUUUGCAGCGCUGCCCACUGCACUAUAGCUGCAAGCUGCAUCAGGCAGCAGCGCUGCAGCAGCAGCAGAAGCAGAAGCAGCGUAUAUACGCACUUCCAGUGAGGGUCCAAACCGCAAGGAGAGGCAAUCCUUGGAACCAGAAUUAGAGGCAAGCGAUAAACCGGAGCAGCCCUAACCAUGAAGUUUGCCGAGCAUCUGUCGGCGCACAUAACGCCCGAGUGGCGCAAGCAGUACAUCAACUAUGAGGAAAUGAAGGCAAUGCUGUACUUGGCCGUCGAGGAGGCCCCGUCGGUGGAGAGUGUUGAGGAUGAUGUGCUGAAGCGUCACUUUGCCAACUUCGAUGAGAACUUCUUCCACUACUGCGACAAGGAGCUAAAGAAGAUCAACACCUUCUAUUCGGAAAAGCUGGCGGAGGCCACACGCAAGUUUGCCAAUCUGAAUGCUGAGCUGAAGACCUGCAUCGAGGAGUCCGAGCGGAGUGCGAAAAAGUCAAAGGGACAGAAGCGUCUGGCCGCCCUGCCCGAUCGCAAGGCGCGCGAACUGAAGUUGGCCUUCAGCGAGUUCUACCUGAGUCUCAUUCUUCUGCAGAACUAUCAGAAUCUGAAUCACACUGGAUUCCGUAAAAUACUCAAGAAGCAUGACAAGCUUUUGCGCGUUGACACCGGCGCCAAGUGGCGACAGGAGUACGUGGAGGCAUCGCAUUUCUUCACCAACAAAGACAUCGACAACAUUAUCAAUGAGACGGAGACGACGGUGACGGGUGAACUGGAGGGUGGAGAUCGACAGCGGGCGAUGAAGCGGCUGCGCGUGCCACCGCUGGGGGAGCAGCAGAGUCCGUGGACCACCUUCAAGGUGGGCCUCUUCUCCGGCAGCUUCAUUGUGCUGGGCAUUGUGGUGGUGCUCUCGGCCAUUUUCCACGAGAUCAGCGGGGAGAACCUGAAGGUUACGUUCCGCCUCUAUCGCGGCCCCCUGCUGAUCAUCGAGUUCAUCUUUCUGAUUGGUGUAAAUAUCUACGGCUGGCGUUCGUCCGGCGUCAACCAUGUGCUCAUUUUCGAACUGGAUCCGCGCAAUCAUCUGUCCGAGCAGCAUCUCAUGGAGCUGGCGGCCAUCUUCGGUGUGGUGUGGACGCUCAGCAUGCUGAGCUUCCUGUACAGCGCCAGCCUGGCCAUUCCGGCGUUUAUCAAUCCCCUGACGCUCACCCUGAUUAUGGUGCUCUUUCUGGCCAAUCCGUUCCAUGUGCUGCACCACGAUGCCCGCUUCUGGCUGUGGCGCAUCACCGGACGCUGCAUCUCGGCGCCAUUCUUUCACGUGGGCUUCGCCGAUUUCUGGCUGGGCGAUCAGCUCAACUCUCUGGCCACUGCCAUACUGGACUUUGAGUACCUCAUUUGCUUCUACUUCACCAACGGCAACUGGACGGAGGCCAAGGAUGCCUCCAUCUGCAUGGAGCAGGACUAUAUCAUCCGGCCGAUUGUCAACUGUCUGCCGGCAUGGUUCCGUUUCGCCCAAUGCCUGCGACGGUAUCGCGACUCGCGUGAGGCCUUUCCCCAUUUGGUAAAUGCCGGCAAAUACUCGACCACGUUCCUCGUCGUGAUCUUUGCCACCCUCAAGUCGUUCCACAGUCAGAACUAUGCCAGCACAUUCGAUAAUCCGUAUACGUGGCUCUGGAUUAUCGCCUCGAUAGUGUCCUCCUGCUAUGCCUACACGUGGGACAUCAAGAUGGAUUGGGGCCUGUUCGAUAAAAAUGCCGGCGAGAAUACGUUUCUGCGCGAAGAGGUCGUCUACUCAUCGACGGGUUUCUACUAUUUUGCAAUUAUUGAGGAUCUUGCCCUGCGCUUCAUUUGGGUGCUUUCCUUUUAUCUGACGGAGAUGAAGAUCGUUAGCGGAGACAUUAUGACCUCCAUAACGGGCAUCCUUGAGGUCUUUCGUCGCUUUGUGUGGAACUUCUUUCGACUGGAGAACGAGCAUCUGAACAAUUGCGGCAAGUUCCGAGCGGUGCGUGACAUUUCGAUUGCGCCGCUCGACUCCUCCGAUCAGGCGCUCAUCCUACGGAUGAUGGACGAAACGGAUGGUGUGAUCAAUCGCUACACAAAGACGAACCGACCCAAGCCAAAGAAGAUCAAGGAUCCGGAGAAGCGCAGUCUGUUGCAGCCACGCGGCUCCAUGCCCGAUCUUCGUAUAGAUAUUGAUAGCAAAAAGUUAUAGGCAGACCUACGCCAACGCCUCGAUCAAGUUGUGCUUCCCAUUGAGCGUUUAAUGAGAGAUUGGUGUCACGACUCGGCCCUACCGAUAAUGCUUAUAAUAUUAUCGACCUUUUUUUUGUUCAUCUUUUUUUUGUGCCCAUUGUUUAGCUAAUUUGUACUAUACAUUACUAUAUUUAACUUACUAGUUACGUUAAGUGUACUUAAACGGAAAGGAAAGGAAACUGAAACUGAAACUUAAGCGCAAAACACGCGACAGACAGAGAAAGAGCACGAGAGAGUGAGUGAGUGAGAGAGAGCGAUAUGUCCAGCAAUAACUAGCUUAUAAGAGAAACCAACUAAUUAAGCAUUCCAUUUAUCCGUUGAAAAACUAACGAAAGAACCUCCUGUAUCCCAUUCUAUACUAUCCAUUCCCAAUUUUUCACAAUAUUAAGCCACAAUUUCGGAGCAGCCAGGAGAUGCGAAAGAUGCGGCAGUAUUAGUACUUAGAAAAGGCGAACAAAAAUGUAACAGUCCCUGAUGAACUCCCCCCUCCAUUUAACAGACAUUCCUUUAUUAAUCACGAUAUAUUUUAUAUCGUUUAUUGUUUAUCGUUAGUCAAAUUUAGUUAUCUCUUAAUCCGUUAUCUGUUAUCUGUCCUAUUCCCCCAUUGUUUCGAUUGAUGUACCCCUGCCAAAAAGGAAUAUUUUGUGUAUAUCGGCAGAGCCUGUGUGUGUGUGUGUGUAUGUUCUUUUCGAAUGUUUCUGUAUGAGAGAUGGAAUGGUGGAUCUAGCUAGUGGUAGCUCUCCCAUGGGCUUUUCUUUUGUUUAAUAACAAACAGACUUGAGAACGUG
This is a messenger RNA of Drosophila subobscura, 3380 nucleotides long. RefSeq names its product xenotropic and polytropic retrovirus receptor 1. Gene Ontology annotation, molecular function: inositol hexakisphosphate binding. The record is from RefSeq and is a predicted model, not a curated record. The transcript has 7 exons. Gene Ontology annotation, biological process: phosphate ion transport; cellular response to phosphate starvation. NCBI's taxonomy places the organism in Eukaryota, Metazoa, Arthropoda, Insecta, Diptera, Drosophilidae. Bases 527 to 2551 code for a protein of 674 amino acids. Gene Ontology annotation, cellular component: cytoplasm; Golgi apparatus; plasma membrane.